Musca vetustissima is the source of this 509-nucleotide messenger RNA. It is a transcript of the gene Obp83b, whose product is annotated as pheromone-binding protein-related protein 6. The record is from RefSeq and is a predicted model, not a curated record. Gene Ontology annotation, biological process: sensory perception of smell. The transcript has 4 exons. Gene Ontology annotation, molecular function: odorant binding. Lineage: Eukaryota; Metazoa; Arthropoda; Insecta; Diptera; Muscidae. The coding region runs from base 28 to 492 and encodes 154 amino acids.
CACACAGUGUCGCAUUUCCAAAUCGAAAUGUCUUUCAAUGGCAUUUGGCGUAGCGGCCACCGUACACAAUUGUUGUACACCAUUUUAAUUGUCCUAUCGUCCUGUCGUUGCCAAGCUCAACAGCCCAGGCGUGAUGCAGAGUAUCCCCCACCGGCAAUUUUGAAAAUGGCAAAACCAUUUCAUGACAUAUGUGUGGAAAAAACUGGCGUAACUGAUGCGGCCAUCAAGGAAUUCAGUGAUGGCGAGAUCCAUGAAGAUGAGGCUCUCAAGUGUUAUAUGAAUUGCCUUUUCCACGAAUUCGAUGUAGUCGAUGAUAAUGGCGAUGUUCAUUUGGAGAAAUUGUUCGCCGCCAUUCCUGGCUCCUUGCGUGACUUACUCGUAAACGCUUCGCAAAAUUGUGUACAUCCGGAGGGUGAUACACUGUGCCACAAAGCCUGGUGGUUCCAUCAAUGCUGGAAGAAAGCAGAUCCGGUGCAUUACUUUUUGGUAUAAUUGAGGGAUGGAUAGAA